Trypanosoma rangeli is the source of this 1770-nucleotide messenger RNA. RefSeq lists its product as uncharacterized. Gene Ontology annotation, biological process: regulation of transcription by RNA polymerase II. The coding region runs from base 1 to 1770 and encodes 589 amino acids. The record is from RefSeq and is a predicted model, not a curated record. The transcript has a single exon. Lineage: Eukaryota; Euglenozoa; Kinetoplastea; Trypanosomatida; Trypanosomatidae.
AUGGCAAAAAAAGGAAAAACAAAAAAGGCAAAAGCAGGUGAUGAAUCCUUGCGCAUUGCAUUGAACUGUGACACAGUUCUUCCUCUUGUGCUUGUGGAGAAUAUGGAUGAGGUUAGAGCCAAGUACAAACCCUACAAAAUCAUUCAGGAGGAACUCUCUGAUGAUGGGAUGGAUGACAAACAUAACUUUUUUGCAAGGCGAUCAAGCUCACAGCGACUAAGUAGAAAACGAGGUAGACCAUCUUUUACAAUUGAUCGUGUUCCAAAAUCUUCUGCUUUGCCUUCAGCUCGUGUGGGCUGGGGAGCUCAGGCGCUGCGCGAGAGCACUCCAUAUGGAUUGCUGCGGCGUGUCGAUCUCUUUGAUCGCUGCAGCUAUAUUAUGGACCACGAGGACUACGUUUGGUGUAAUGCAAGAAAUGUCGUUAGUGCUUUUUUCACGAAAGUCAUUACAAAACUGGAAAAGAGCUACGUCAUGCAUCUUGGGCUUGCAGCAAGGCGGGACGAAGCCUCAACUAACUUGGAUGCUUCCGCUAAUGGCACCUAUAACAAUGAUAAUAAUGCCGUCCCUAAACAGUCGGAUAAACGUACUGUGGAGAUAUGUGGUGUUUGUUUGAGGCCAGAAUUUCUGGAAGAGGCCGAACGUUUCCUUCAAUGCAGACGAUGUGGAUGUAAGGCACACGUGAAGUGUUGGAUUUUAGAAGCCUUACCGCCUAAUUCAGACGAUUGGCUUUGUCCAUGUUGCGUGGGGGCGCGACGUGAGAAGGGCAUUGGACGUUGCUAUUCAUGUGGGCGAAAAGGGGGGGUAAUGCUGCCGUUUGUCUCGGGUCAUGAAUGGCAACGCAAAGGUGCUGCUGCUAAUUCUUUUUUCUGUCACAUUGUGUGUGCUCUCACCUUUGGGGAGCUGACCAUUGACGUGAAGCAGCGGGUGGUGCACCCCGCAAAACGUGCAAGGAAGUCAGAUCGAUUGGCUUACUGUGUAUUCUGUCACAGUGAAAGUGCGGGGGCGCGUGAGAGAUGUCAUCACCCUCGCUGUUUUGAGUCAAUGCACCCCUCAUGCGCACAGCAAGCCGGUACCUUGGAGUGUUACCGGGCUCCGCAUCACGCACAUACCUCGGGUCCAUGGGAUGGAUGUCACAUGUAUUGUCGUGCGCACUUUGGCGUAGUGUUAGACUCGGAGCUGGGGCUAGCACGAAUGGGGGAGAUUGCAGAAGCGGAGGCUCUCCUCCGUGUAACUAUGGAAGACUUUGUUGGAACUACACGACCCACGCGAAGAGGACGGCCCCCGAAUGCCAAAUUCAUAGUGGCUACUUUGGAGGCCGUCAAAAAGUAUUGGGUUGAGAAGCGUCUGCAACGGCUUCAUGAGGGUCUGAAGAAGGCGAAAAGCAUUCGCGAAGGCCAAAUUGAUAUCGCCUCCGUCUCACUUAGACCUGAAGUCAUGAAGAUCACUCCAACCGAGGUGCGUCUCGCACGUUUUGUCUGCCUUAUCCCGGAACUACAGCAUUACGUCAAUGCCACAGUUGAGGGAGUAUUGCCUAUCCCUGACGAGGAAUACGAUGACGUGGAGGAGUAUAGGAAAAACCGCUCCCGCACCCGUUACGCAAAUAACUCGUCAAGACUAUAUGAAAAAAUGCAAUCUAUUGCUUCUCAUAUUCAUGUCUUUUCUGAGCUUGCUGAAUUGCUUCACCAGCAGGCUUUGCUUCGGCAGGAGUUGGUGGAUACGGAUCUACAGCUUCUCGAGGCGCGCUGUCCCUGGAUAGCUGUGGCCAGGUAG